This is a messenger RNA of Eublepharis macularius, 2010 nucleotides long. RefSeq names its product neuronal PAS domain-containing protein 4-like. Gene Ontology annotation, molecular function: RNA polymerase II transcription regulatory region sequence-specific DNA binding; DNA-binding transcription factor activity, RNA polymerase II-specific; protein dimerization activity. The transcript has 9 exons. Bases 1 to 2010 code for a protein of 669 amino acids. The record is from RefSeq and is a predicted model, not a curated record. Lineage: Eukaryota; Metazoa; Chordata; Lepidosauria; Squamata; Eublepharidae. Gene Ontology annotation, biological process: regulation of transcription by RNA polymerase II.
AUGGCCAUCUUAUGUGAAAGCUGCAGCAGGCCAAUCAAGAUAGAGAACUGCAACUCCAGGUGUACAUCUGCCUGCAGGUGGGAGUCCAGGGCCCCAAAGACUUUCAGGUCAACUAAAGGUGCUUCUAAGGCUCGCCGGGAUCAGAUCAAUGCCGAGCUGCAGAAUCUGCGCUCCCUGCUGCCCAUCUCAGUGCAAGAGAAGGAACGCCUCUCAUAUCUUCACACCAUGGCACUGGUCUGCCUCUACAUACGAGAGGCUCAGCUCUUUCCUCCAGGUUCACGAGAUUGGAUGGGAGGAGCCCCUGCUGCUGCAGUAGUAGAUCCAGAACUGCUGCUUUCUCUCCCAGGGUUUAUCCUCGCUCUCAAUGCAUAUGGCAAAUUGGCUUACAUCUCUGAGAAUGUCUCCAAUUUCCUUGGUUUCUCUGUGGUAGAACUCUUAGCCCACGGUGACUCCAUCUUUGACCUUUUGAACGGCGCUGCAAGCAGGACCAUGCAGGAGAAGCUCUGCUUUGCUCAGCAGCACCCAGGCACUGAAAUUGAGGUCAUCACUGAAAUGCGCACCUCAAGAGCCUUGCGGGCAAGAUAUGGACAGAGCUGUUCUGUGGCCUUGAGGGGCAGAUUUAUAUCACUUGACCAGCAAUUGACUUCCUCAUCUCCCAUUUUGACUUUUGUUGCUUUUUGCACACCGGUUGCACAUCUGCCUGAAGACGGAGAUCAUAUUUCCCAGAAGCUGUCAUUCCACACCCAGCACACACUGGAUAUGAAGAUUACAGAGGUUUCUGAAAGUGUUAUUUACCAUCUUGGUUAUCACAAAGAAGAACUGAUCAACCAGUCUUGGUACAGCCUCCUGCAUCCUGAAGAUGUUUGCAGAGCUGCAGAGCUGCACAGGGCCCUGGUACAUGGCUUUGAGAAACGUAAUCAGCAUGCUGUAGUCCGUGUGCUCUGCAAGGAUCUGAGCUGGGCUUGGGUGGAAGUCAUUGCAUCGAGAGACAAUGGAAAGGCAGAACUGGUCAUUUGCACCAACCAUAUCCUCAGUGCGGAAGAAGCCCUGCAUAUCCAGAGCCAAAAGCCAUCGCCUGCAACAUCCCCCCCAGCUACUCCGGGACACUGUACCAGAGUAACAGAACAGCAGACACAGCCAAAUGGAAUUAGCAUUUUCCCUCAAGAGCCAGUGAUGCCCACGGAUGGGACACUCAAGUUCAAUCACUGCCAGAUUCUUGAUGCUUGUGCAGAGAAAAUGCUCCCAGCUCCCCACCAGCCUCCAUUUCCAACCAGUUUCCCUACCCACAAUUCAGCCAACUUGCAUCCCCCGCAAGAAACUGGAUCUUCUCUUUUCCUUGCUGAUUGGCGAAAGAAUCUCUCCUGCACAGACAGAGCCAAGAAGCUGCCCUCCUGGAGCCCUUGUGCUCUCUGCUCCCCAGACAGUACAUUUUCUCCUGCCAGCAGCCCUUCUGCAGACUUUUCUCCAUUACCUCCACCAUCAGAAGCGUUCCCAGCAAUGGAUACAGGUUCUGACCCAGACAGAUGGGCUGUCAGUGUGUUGGCUGAUCAAAUCCACUCCUUGGCUGAAAUGUUCUCUCAGUACACAAAGCAGAUACCCCAGGAUAUUCUUCCCAGCGUUCCCCUGUGGCCUUCUCAGCCUCUUGAGAACUCUCAGAUGGGACUUAGGCAGGACCAGGGGACUCACAGAGCUCUAGAUGGGAUGGAAGAUAUUUCUGUGGAUGAAGAAAUCAUCACAACUAUCCUAAACAACCUCCUGGACAAUGGCAGCUUGAACCUGUCCGGUUCUGAGCUGGGAUCAGCAGGCAGCUUUGACAUAUCAGAGUCUGAAUUCCAACCUUCUUUACUCCAGACACCCCUAACGGAAGCAACCCCUUGCCGCAGCAAACGCCUCUUCCUGCAGCCCUUGUCUGCAUCGGCGGAUUCUCAUGUGCCUGAUUCUCAGUGGGAUGCAAGAUUUCAUAUUAGGUUUCAGCCAGGUGCCCUUCCAGAGGAGGCCCUGUUCUCCUGA